GUCAUUUCUCAUUACUUCGUGUAGUUAUUGUAUGGUAUUUUGUAAGCUUCUCUGUUCUUUAUUUUCUGUAAAAUUUCGUCUGACUUGUGUUGCAAAUAUUUUCUUCUAAAUUAUUUGAACGCAUCUCUUUAGAUCUUCAAAUAUGCAGAUCUUUGUCAAAACUCUUACGGGGAAGACCAUCACCCUAGAGGUUGAAGCUUCAGAUACCAUUGAGAAUGUCAAAGCUAAGAUCCAAGACAAAGAAGGAAUUCCUCCUGACCAGCAACGUUUGAUCUUUGCUGGCAAACAAUUAGAAGAUGGAAGGACUCUCUCAGAUUACAAUAUCCAGAAGGAAUCCACACUCCACCUGGUACUGAGACUUCGAGGAGGAAUGCAAAUCUUUGUCAAGACACUCACAGGAAAGACCAUUACCCUAGAGGUUGAAGCUUCAGAUACCAUUGAGAAUGUCAAAGCUAAGAUCCAAGACAAAGAAGGAAUUCCUCCUGAUCAGCAACGUUUGAUCUUUGCUGGCAAACAAUUAGAAGAUGGAAGGACUCUCUCAGACUAUAAUAUUCAAAAGGAAUCUACGCUUCACUUGGUUCUGAGACUUCGAGGAGGAAUGCAAAUCUUUGUUAAGACACUCACAGGAAAGACUAUUACCUUGGAAGUCGAAACUUCAGACACAAUAGAAAAUGUAAAAGCUAAGAUCCAGGACAAGGAAGGAAUUCCUCCUGACCAACAGCGUUUGAUCUUCGCCGGAAAGCAGUUGGAAGAUGGAAGAACACUCUCAGACUAUAACAUUCAGAAGGAAUCUACACUUCACUUGGUUCUGCGACUCCGAGGAGGAAUGCAAAUCUUUGUCAAGACACUCACAGGAAAGACCAUCACGUUGGAAGUCGAAGCUUCAGACACGAUAGAAAAUGUAAAGGCCAAGAUCCAAGAUAAGGAAGGAAUUCCUCCUGAUCAGCAACGUUUGAUCUUCGCUGGCAAACAAUUAGAAGAUGGUAGGACUCUGUCAGACUAUAAUAUUCAAAAGGAAUCUACUCUUCACUUGGUACUGAGACUUCGAGGAGGAAUGCAAAUAUUCGUUAAGACUCUCACAGGAAAGACCAUCACGUUGGAAGUCGAAGCUUCUGACACAAUAGAAAAUGUAAAAGCCAAGAUUCAGGACAAAGAAGGAAUUCCUCCUGACCAACAGCGUUUGAUCUUCGCCGGAAAGCAACUGGAAGAUGGAAGAACACUCUCAGACUAUAACAUCCAGAAGGAAUCUACGCUUCACUUGGUUCUGAGACUCCGAGGAGGAAUGCAAAUCUUCGUCAAGACACUUACAGGGAAAACAAUCACCUUGGAAGUCGAAGCUUCUGACACCAUAGAGAACGUUAAAGCCAAGAUCCAGGAUAAGGAAGGAAUUCCUCCUGAUCAGCAGCGUUUGAUCUUCGCCGGAAAGCAGCUGGAAGAUGGAAGAACACUCUCAGAUUAUAAUAUUCAGAAGGAGUCUACGUUGCAUUUAGUAUUGCGACUUCGGGGUGGAGCAGAAACACACAUUCCAUUCAUGGCUGCCGAUGAGCUGUCUUACAGUUAGUAGGAACCAUAAAAAUUCACAUUCUUGAGCCGUUUAUUGAGAGUACAUCUUCGGCAAUGUCUAGUAAAAUUGAUAGUAUUGAUAGUCUCUUUAUUUUACUUUUUUAUGUAAAUUCGUAUAUUCAUUAGUACUUGACGUUGGUAUAUAAAUAUUUAUUUAUAGAUGUUUUACGAGAAUGGCAAUCUGAAUGGCUCAAAUUACAUUUAAGAAUUCAUUCUUGUAAUCUGUUUAUGUUUAUUAAAGGACUAUCCAUA
This is a messenger RNA of Osmia bicornis bicornis, 1815 nucleotides long. RefSeq names its product polyubiquitin. Gene Ontology annotation, molecular function: protein tag activity; ubiquitin protein ligase binding. Gene Ontology annotation, biological process: protein ubiquitination; modification-dependent protein catabolic process. The record is from RefSeq and is a predicted model, not a curated record. Gene Ontology annotation, cellular component: nucleus; cytoplasm. The transcript has 2 exons. The coding region runs from base 143 to 1561 and encodes 472 amino acids. NCBI's taxonomy places the organism in Eukaryota, Metazoa, Arthropoda, Insecta, Hymenoptera, Megachilidae.